This is a messenger RNA of Aphis gossypii (cotton aphid), 4357 nucleotides long. RefSeq names its product period circadian protein (gene per). Bases 447 to 3755 code for a protein of 1102 amino acids. The record is from RefSeq and is a predicted model, not a curated record. Gene Ontology annotation, molecular function: transcription cis-regulatory region binding; transcription corepressor binding. Gene Ontology annotation, cellular component: nucleus; cytoplasm. Lineage: Eukaryota; Metazoa; Arthropoda; Insecta; Hemiptera; Aphididae. Gene Ontology annotation, biological process: negative regulation of transcription by RNA polymerase II; entrainment of circadian clock by photoperiod; circadian regulation of gene expression. The transcript is spliced from 25 exons.
AUUGAGUCUGUCUUAAUAUUAAUCAUAGGCCGACCACUGAAAUAAAUAAUUAAUAGAUUUUUAAAGUAAUAACAAUUUAUUAUGGUUAUAAGCUUUUUCUAAAAAGUAUUACUUAAUAAAAAUGACAAUGGGGGUUUUGACACUCCAUCUCCCUUCUUCUAUACACCCCUGUUUGUUGUUCCACAUAAAUAAUUAACUAUAACAAUAAUAAUAAAAAGGUUAUUAUCGAACGUUUUUGUAUAUGUUUUCCCACACCAACCCCGUGAGGCAUUCACUACCGACAACCGCAACAGGCGCGCUCGAUCGUCGUCGUUGCGCUGCUGUGUACCAUCACUUGCAUCGCCGUUCGUCUUCGUUGCUAAACCACUGUCACUCGUUUUAUUUUUUAUCGACAAACGGACCCACAUCCCGUACUGCCACACAAGUGCCGACACGUAACCGGUCACAUGGUCGUCCCUCCAAACGACUUUGACCAUAGCAGUUGCUCUUUUGUCACGACAUUAAGCAGUUUACUGGAUAGAACAAAAAUGGAAGAAAGUCAAUCAUUUUCAGUAAAUCAAACUCGAGCUGAUUAUGACUCGGGUUACUCUUGUACAUCAACCCAAUCCAAAUCCAGUGAUAAAUCACGACAUCCAGGACUAUCUACGGAAUCAAGUUUCGAAGAACAGAAUUCGACUAUAUUGACAACUGACAAAGACGGAGAAAUGUCAACUUUGAACUCUAAACCCGCCGAACAAUCAAACCAAACAAUAUUAAGAGGUUUGAACACUGUAACUAAUCAAAACCCAACUGAUACUUGUUCAAAAUCUAAACAGAAAAAUUCAACAGCAUUUAAACCACAAACGAAUCAAUUAUUUAACGUCGAUGAUUCUAUGUCAAAAAUGGAAUCUGAUGAUUUAAAAAAUUUAAAUAAUGACAUUAAAGUAGACCACAAUCAAGAAAAUACGUUUUUGCAAUUAUCUUACUUAUGCCAAUCAUAUCGGGAUUUAAAUCAAACAAAUUCAACUUCAAAUUCUAAUAAUUCAGUUACUAUUAUAGAUACUGUUCUAAAGGUAUUAAACGACCAUGACUUACAAUUCAAGGAAAUAAUUGAGUCAAAUGAAGUUAAAAAUGAUUCAUUUGGUGUUGUUGUGUCUAUGGCCAAUGGUCUAAUUAUUAAUAUAUCAAAUAGUAUUCAUAAAAGCAUGGGGUAUUCAAAAGAAAUGUGGAAAGAUCGUGCAUUUAUUGAUUUUAUUCAUCCUAACGAUCGGAUAACAUUUGUCAAUUAUAUGACGUCUAUUCUUAUAGAUCCUUGCACGAUUUCUAGAGGAGAUGGUGUAUCUACAGUGACUUAUUUGAGACCCAAGACCAAUGAUGGAUUUUACUGUAAUAUGGGUUAUUCAAAAUCUGAAAACGAAAAUUACUAUCAAGUCUGUAAGCUUACAAUAACAUUUAAAGAUUUGUCUUACGUUUCGACGACACCAUAUUCGGAACAAAUGGCACGACCUCAAUUAGUUCUAGUUGUUAAAGCACAGAUAAUUCAUUCAGCAUACAAAUGUUCUGAAGAGAAAAUAGAAAAUCCCAUUCAAUUUAUCACUAAACAUAAUGCGUUAUUUGAAUGGUGUUAUGUUGAUAAAUUCAUUACCUCAUACUUUGGAUAUUUACCACAAAAUAUUAUUGGUAGAUCAAUUUUUGACUAUUACUGUAUUGAAGAUCUAACAACUAUUAAAGAAAUCCACGCAAAUUUAAUUAAAUCUAAGAGUAUUUCAUUAAAAGGAAACCCUUACCGGUUUAAGUGUCAAAAUGGUGAUUUUGCAGUCGUACAAACAGAAUGGUCAAAUUUUGUAAAUCCUUGGUCUGAUCGAGUAGAGUUUGUUAUUGGUAAACACAAAAUUAUUCAGGGUCCUAUUAAUCCGGACGUCACAACUCUGGCUGAUAAUACUAUUACGGAAGAUAUAGCAAUAAAAGAUAACUAUGAAUUUAAUGAAGCACCUAAAGAGUUUGAAAAAAUUACAAAUGAGAACAAAGAAGUUGCUGAAGUUUCAUAUGACACGAAUCAAACAAUAGACACCAACUCAAAGCAACAAAUAUCAAUGGAAUAUAAAAAUUUUACACCAUGUAUGAAUUGCUUUGUACAUCCAUCAGUCCAAGUUCCUCUUAAUGUAGAAGUUCCACCAGAAAUGUCUGGUAAUUAUUCUAACAACGACUCUCUACAUUUAUUUCAAAAUACCAACUAUGAAAGUAAAUCCAGUUCAGAUACACUAUUAAGUUAUACUGAACUUAAUUAUAAUGACAACAUACAAAGAUUUUUCAAUAGUAAUUUAAAAACAAAUUCAUCAGAAGAAUCAAAUUGUUCUAAAAAAUUUGCUGCAAGAGAAGUUACUUCUUAUGAGACAGAUGCGAAUAAAGUACAACCAGAUACAAUAUCAUUGUAUCAAAGUGGAACACCAGUUUCAAAUAUGAUCAUAACUCAAAAUUCUCCAAGUUAUGAAUCAGAACAAAAUGCAAGUAAAAAUUGUCAACUUACUCAAAAAAUGCUUUUACGACAUAAUGAAAAAAUGGAAUGUGAUCUCGUUAAACAACAUAAAAAAAAUAAAUCGUCCAAAAAGCAAAAUUUGUCAAAUCAAGCUAUACACAUCUCUGAUAUAGCACACGGUAUGAAACGCAAAAAUUCAACUGUAAAUGAAAAUAAAUCAUGUAAACUUUCAAAAAGAAAAUGUCUUUCAAACAUCAGUAGUCCGACUAAUGUGGCACAACCACAACCAAUAGAGUAUCAAGACAUUCCAACAACCCCUACUGUCGCUCGAUCAACACAAAUUCGAUCUUUUUGUCAAAUUACACGAGAUUCGCAAACAAUGACCGAUUUACCACUAAGACAGCCUUUACCAAGCUCAUGCCAAAAACUAAUUUUACCACCUCAAGCACUGAUUGUACCAUGCCAACCAUUUAUCUAUAAUGUACCACUUAGUAAUAAUGUGAUGCCUGUACAACCUACAUGUAAUUUAAUGGACGAAAAGAUUGGAAAUAUUCAAGAAACGGUAUCUGACAAGUUACAAUCAUGUAUGCCGUGCGACAUAACUGAAAAUUCUCAACUUUUACAUGUUCAACAACAGUUGCAUAUAGGACAAUUAUAUCAGAAUAUUGAAAAUAAAAUUGAAGCUCCAAUUAUAUCGAAAAAAAAUGACCAGAAUAUUCGAAAGAAAACAAAAACAACACAAGUAAGCCAAGAAGAAAUUAUAAUGAGUUCUGAUUCUGAUUGUAAAAAAGAGACCGGAAGCUUAAGAUCAAGUAGUGGAUGGAUGUACGAGGACAGUAGUUACUACUCAUCAAGUUUGCGAGAUAAAACCGAUAGUAGUGAAAGAGAAGACUUUCCAUUGCUGAAUAUAUUUGAAAGAACAAAUUGUUCUCAUCAGUUAAUUAAAAAGCAACCAUUCUGGAUGGAAGACAUCGUAUCAACUCCAGAUUUAGUCUAUCGAUACCAAAUGGACUAUGGAGACAAAAACGAAGUGUUGCGUAAAGAUAUUAACACAUUAAAUACAUUCACUCAACCUUUGUUAGUGAGCGAACAGUUAAAACAACUAUGUGUGGAAAUAGAUGUAAAUGGUUCUUCUAAAACAUCAUACUUUGAAGACGGAACAUCGUCAAGCAGCGAUGGAGACGAAUGUUACAUUUCUAUUGGAAAAAAUAAAAGAAGAAGAAUUGAUUUCUGCAGAAUGGCAAUGAUUUAUGAAGAAAAUGCCUUAAUACCUCCACCAACUUCGCCACGUAAUAAGUAAGAUUUAAGCAUUUUGUUUGUCUUGCAAAAAAACUCAAAUUAUUUAAGAAUGUCAAAAAGUGAUCAUUUAUCAUCAUAAUUUUCCGUGAUGCAAAAAAAAAUAUAACAUAACUAUAUAUAAAUGUGUAUAUAAUUAUAGAUGGUAGUUAUACAUGCUUAAUUGUUAAUAAUAAUAUUUUAAUCUAAUUAAAAAUUAGUAGGCAACUGAAUAACAUGUUUAACUUACCUAGUUUAUAAUAAGGUAAUCUGUUCCUAUUGAUUCAUAAAUAAACAAACUAUAUUUGAUAUUUAUUUCAAUCAAUUAAUUAUUUCACAUGUUUAAAAAUUGUUUUACCAAGUAAAAAAAAUAUUAACAUCCCACAAACCUACUUUUAACACUACAAAUUCUGAAAUACCAUACUUCUUCUUUAAUACACAUUUAAUUAUUGUCAGCCACAUUCUUUCUCUUCAAAACAAAAGUAAAAUAUAUUUCCUAAAACCAUUUUAUUCCCAAAAGAACUGUCAUAGUCAUUUCCAGUUUUAUAAUUCUAUACCAAUCCAUUAUUAAUACCAAUGUACAUCAAAAAUUUGUGAUCAUGACAAUCUAUUUUAACAUAUUAAUUU